Schistocerca piceifrons (Central American locust) is the source of this 2584-nucleotide messenger RNA. RefSeq lists its product as uncharacterized. NCBI's taxonomy places the organism in Eukaryota, Metazoa, Arthropoda, Insecta, Orthoptera, Acrididae. The transcript has 4 exons. Bases 64 to 1659 code for a protein of 531 amino acids. The record is from RefSeq and is a predicted model, not a curated record.
UGACAACAGGAAUUCCGACAACCAUUCUCAUACGAAGAGUAGAAUUGACAGUAGGGAGGCAGAAUGGCAAAACAUAAAUACGUGAUAUAUGACGCAGGAGAUAAAGUAGAUGUUGCUUCCGAAGGGGACAUACCUCCACCAAGGGAUCUGGUUGAGCAGAUGUACUGCUCUGAACAGAUUCACAUCCCACCAACCUUUCCUUAUAUUCUGCGUCAGUACUGCAAGGCAGCUAUCCGCACACAGCCAUAUGAUCUGCUCAAAUGGUCAACUGCUUAUUUCCGUGCAAUGGCAGAUGGAGAAAUACCACCUGUUAAACACCGACUUGAGUACCCACCCACUGAUGUGCCCUCAGGGCUGACACCUGGGUAUCUGAGGGUAAUACUGAGGCAGUUAAAGAGGAAAAAAGUUAUCCCAACAGAGCUGCUGUAUAAUAAGUGGGGAGGAUUAUGUCUGAACCAUAACGCCUUGAAGGUGAUGCUGGAAAUAGGAGAGUUCACUGAUGAUGAAGUAGAUGUUUUGAAAUUUGUGGCAAUUGCAGCUGGCCAUCUCACACAUAACCUGAAACAAACAAUGAUAGUCAUAUGUGAAAUACUGACUGAAGAACCUGAAGGUGGGUCAGCUAUGAUUCCAUUCUCAACAUUUUGUGACCUUUACACAUAUCUUGCAAAAAAAGACUGUGGACCACCAUCUGCCCAUAAACCUGAUGUCAAGGAAACAAUUCAAGCAGAAGAGGAAUCAGAGGAAACUGAAGCUGAAGACAAAUUACAUAAACAACAUGCAGAGGACAUAAUCACCGAUAUUGUAGGAACUGUUGUAUCUGUUCCAGGAGAUGAAGAACAAACAACAGAAAAUGUUACUGGAGCAGAUGUUCAAGGAGAAGGUGAGCAGGAACAGAGCCCAGAGUUAUCAGAAACAACCAUUGGUGAAAUGCAAAUGUCUGGCAGUAAAGAUCUUGAAGAUACAGCAGAAGUUCAUGAAGAGAGUGUUCACAUAACAGAAACAAAAGAAGAAAAUGGUAUGGAUAAUAUGCAUCCAGAUAAAGAAAGCAGUCCUGUAGGAGUUGAGAGGACUACUUCAGUGAAAUUUAAGGAACCGGUACAUGCAGGCAGUAUAAACACAGAGGAAGACGUUUCAUUAUUAUCUGAUGAGUCCAGUCCUGCCACAGUGCCAGAAGAAAAGAGUUCUGAACCAGAAGAAAAGAGUUCUGAACCAGAAGAAAAGAGUUCUGAAAAGAUUGCAAAAGAAACUGUUAAAGAAGUUGUACAUAGAGCAGAAGUUGCUGCUGAAGCAAAUCAAGCCGAAAUUACAGCUGCCCAAUUUGUGAUUAAGGUUAAGUCGGAAACAGUGUCAAGGAAAGUUCGUACGCAACGGAAAGCACCCAAGAAGACACUGAAACCCUCCCACAUGCAUCAUGAAGUACCUGGCAUUGGGCCUCCAGUCUCAGAUGAACAAAUAGACAAAGUUAUUACAUAUUUGCAUUACUGGUCUGCACGACAAGAAGGAAUGAUUAUGCCACGCAACAUAAAUCAUUUCCUUUGCCCAUCACUUGAUCCUCCUCCUCCUCCAGAAUUUAUAGAGGCAUCGCUACCAACGUGCAUCUGUGGCAUAGGAAAUCCAAUGGCCUCCGAGUGCCAUUGCACAGCUGCUUCUGACAACUAAUCAAUUUAAAACCAUCAGUGUUUGUGGGCAUGUGCAUGCUCACCAGUAAUUGCUUCUAACAGUGCUUUUUACCAGUGAUAUUGUCAUUUCAGUACUGUAGUUCUUCAAAAGUUCUUCAACUGCUGUUUCACUAGCAAUUUUAUAGUAAAUGUGUUAAGCUUUGGUAGAUUGAUCAUAAGGGUCUGAAGCUCACCAUUGCCUUUAACUGCUGAUCAUACACCCAGCACAAUAUUGACCACAAUGCUCAUCACCUCCUACAAACUUAAGCAAAUUAUCUUUCAUUAUUUUCAAAUAAUUUACACAGUGAUUAGCUUUUUGCUAUUACAUGUACAACAAAAGAACCUAAGGUAAUAAAUAGCCUGAUAUUCAACAGAGAGUCCCUCUUUAAAAUUUUUUUGGAUGUAACUGCUUGCUGCAAAACAAUGUUUGAAUUUUACACCAAAUCACACACAACAACAGUGUUUACCAUUUUGCCAGCUGGAUCAUGUUUCUAUGCCUUCAACUUCUGCUCUAUGGUGUAUUAUCAGUAAAUUUUACUCUCACUUAAGAAAAAUAGUGGCUUGCUGUUUGUCCACAGUAAGAAGACAGUUUUUACUGGUGUUACCUGUGGAGAAGAAAAUCGGCACUAGUUGGAAAAUAUUCAUUUGUCUCCAAGCACUGCCAGUGUUUCUGCAUGUAUCACCUCUGCUUCCAUGUAAGCACAAAACGGGGGAAAUUGUGCCAGCACUCAUUGUGUGAAGAAGUUAACGCUACUGUCCCCUCACUAGUUGUCUCCCACUGGCAGUCCUAAUGCAGGGGCAAGGCAUACCUCCCACAGUUCCCGAAGGGCAUCGAGUGAAGGGUAAUCAUAUCAUGUCAAACAGUAUGUGUGCUAAAUCAGGAAAUUAAGUCAAGGAGAACAAACAUCCAGUAUAUAUGCAUAAAC